Molecule: messenger RNA, 1207 nt
Organism: Scatophagus argus
Lineage: Eukaryota; Metazoa; Chordata; Actinopteri; Scatophagidae
Gene: tbpl2
Product: TATA box binding protein like 2
Exons: 8
Coding region: 193-1164 (323 amino acids)
Biological process (GO): DNA-templated transcription initiation
Molecular function (GO): RNA polymerase II general transcription initiation factor activity; DNA binding
Source: RefSeq, a predicted model, not a curated record
ACAAAUCCAUAGAGAAGCGGACCAGCAGCUCAGACAGGAGGCUGACUGAGGCGUCGCCACGGCGCAGCUGAAGCUGACCUCUGCGUGUGUGUCUGAGUGCUUGAUGAGCUCAGGAUUGGAUGCAGCUGUGGAGCUCUUUGCCUGGAAGGAGGUCCUGGAAAGUCCUGGAUCAGAUCAGAUGGUUCUUCACUGAUGGAUGAGUCGGCGUUGGAGCGGUACUUUGAUGACUCCAUUGCAAAUGACUCCGGCUUCAUUUUGGGGGAGGGGCUGGGCCUCAGCAGCCCCGCCCACCCCUUGCAGGACUCCUCCUACCUGUUAGUGAAGGCAGGGCCCAGCAGAGAGCCGGACGAGCUCGACCUCAGCUUCCUCCCUGAUGACCUCAGUUCACAGGAUGAGCUUGGUCGUCAUGAUGACACAGAGAGCCAGGCUGCAGUGCUGGACGUGUCUCAGGACAGCGGUGUUUGUCCAGACUACAGCUCCCAUGACUCCACAGCAGCAGCAUCUGACCCCCAGCAAAGCUCAUCCAUGUUGGGGCUGGGGACAGGUGCCUCCCCUUUCUGUCCCAUGACCCCUAUGACCCCCAUGACCCCCAUGACCCCUGUGACUGAGAGGUCAGGAAUCAUCCCACAGUUGCAGAACAUUGUCUCCACGGUGAACCUGGGCUGCUCGUUGGAUCUGAAGUUUAUUGCCCUCCAGGCCAGAAAUGCAGAGUACAACCCGAAGCGUUUUGCUGCAGUCAUCAUGAGGAUCCGUGAGCCAAGAACCACAGCGUUGAUCUUCAGUUCGGGGAAGAUGGUCUGCACAGGAGCCAAGAGCAUGUGCAGUGAGGAGCAGUCACGACUGGCGGCCAGGAAAUACGCUCGGGUAGUGCAGAAACUCGGCUUCCCUGCCCGCUUCCUGGACUUUAAGAUCCAGAAUAUGGUAGCCAGCUGCGACGUCUGCUUCCCCAUCAGACUGGAAGGGCUGGUCCUGACACACCAGCAGUUCAGCAGUUAUGAACCGGAGCUGUUUCCAGGCCUCAUAUACCGCAUGGUGAAGCCUCGCAUCGUCCUGCUCAUCUUUGUGUCGGGGAAAGUGGUUCUGACUGGAGCUAAAGAACGAGCUGAGAUCUACGAAGCGUUUGAGAACAUUUAUCCCAUCCUGAGAGGCUUCAGGAAACAGUGAGGCCCAACAUCUGAUGUCACUUCCUGUUAAUAAAUACUUACUU